Molecule: messenger RNA, 498 nt
Organism: Selaginella moellendorffii
Lineage: Eukaryota; Viridiplantae; Streptophyta; Lycopodiopsida; Selaginellales; Selaginellaceae
Product: putative pentatricopeptide repeat-containing protein At5g37570
Exons: 1
Coding region: 1-498 (165 amino acids)
Biological process (GO): RNA modification
Molecular function (GO): protein binding; RNA binding
Source: RefSeq, a predicted model, not a curated record
AUGGUUGCCAAGAACAUCUUUCGCCGGGAUGAUCACUUGGAAUCAUACGCUUGUCUCGUCAGGUGCUGUGGCAACGCGAAAUAUCUGAGCGAUGCUCGCAAGAUCCACGCUUUGAUCGAAGGAACCCAUUACAAGAACAACAUCUACAUCGUCCAAAUGUAUGGCAAAUGUGGGAGCUCUGGCGACGCACGCAGCGUGUUUGAUUCCCUUCGCACCCCCAACUCCUUUUCAUGGACAAUCCUGCUCCAAGCCCACAUUCACAACCAGCAGCUCCACGAGGCCAAGCGCGUUCUCGAUUCCAUGCCCGGGAAGAAUGUAGUGACUUGGAAUGCGCUUCUUUCGGCAAAUGCCAACAGCGGGCAAGUUCAUAAAGCCAGGCUUGUUUUCGAUCGAAUUCCAGAGUGGGACGUUUUUUGCAUGAAUGCUAUUGUCACUGGGUUUGCGAAAGCUGGAAUGAUCAGCCAGGCUAGAAACCAAUUUGAAAACAUGCCAGCGUGA